AUGUCUAGCUCCGGGCAGGGAUACACUAUUAAGAGCUCCGGCACCAACAGCCAGGGCAACCACUACUGCUCUCGUGACUACGGCUCCAGCGCGUCCAACUCGAACAGCUACCACUACUCCAACACCAAUGGCUCUUACUACUACUCCAACCCCAAUGGAAGCACCUACUACAACAACGGGUCGGGAAGCUCGAUCUACACUCCCCCUCUGGAGGAUCCGGUGGAUCCGGCAAGAAAUGAAUUUCCAUGUCACGAUCUCGGCAAGUGA
This is a messenger RNA of Penicillium coprophilum, 267 nucleotides long. RefSeq lists its product as uncharacterized. The coding region runs from base 1 to 267 and encodes 88 amino acids. NCBI's taxonomy places the organism in Eukaryota, Fungi, Ascomycota, Eurotiomycetes, Eurotiales, Aspergillaceae. The record is from RefSeq and is a predicted model, not a curated record. The transcript is spliced from 3 exons.